Molecule: messenger RNA, 984 nt
Organism: Serpula lacrymans var. lacrymans S7.9
Lineage: Eukaryota; Fungi; Basidiomycota; Agaricomycetes; Boletales; Serpulaceae
Exons: 9
Coding region: 210-794 (194 amino acids)
Biological process (GO): regulation of cell shape; cortical cytoskeleton organization; actin filament organization
Cellular component (GO): cell projection; cytoskeleton; cytoplasmic vesicle
Molecular function (GO): protein kinase binding; GTP binding; GTPase activity
Source: RefSeq, a predicted model, not a curated record
GACGGGGAAACAAAUUCAUUCCGGUGCCACAUUGCAACAAAUAUUCAUUCGCUGUUUUGGCUGAUGAACUCAGCCUCGACUAGUUUUUGUCGACAGCUUGGCACAAACGAGGAUACGAUUCCACAUCUAAGUCAGGUUUUGCUCCCGAUCGCUCGGUUCUUCCUUUCAGAGACUGGUUUGUACUGUAGUCAUUCUGUACAAUUCCUGUGAUGCAGGCAAUCAAAUGUGUUGUUGUUGGUGACGGUGCCGUUGGCAAGACCUGUCUAUUGAUUUCCUAUACGACGAAUGCGUUCCCGGGAGAGUACAUUCCAACUGUGUUUGAUAACUACUCUGCCAAUGUGAUGGUUGAUGGAAAAACUAUUUCUCUCGGACUAUGGGACACCGCUGGUCAAGAGGACUAUGAUCGGCUUCGUCCCCUUUCAUACCCUCAAACGGAUGUAUUCUUGAUUUGUUUCUCUUUGGUCAGCCCUCCGAGUUAUGAGAACGUUAGGACCAAGUGGUGGCCCGAGAUAUCACAUCAUGCUCCUUCUACAUCAGUGGUGCUUGUUGGAACGAAAUUAGACCUUCGUGAAGAUCCUGCUACGAUUGAGAAGCUUCGUGAUCGGCGCAUGCAACCAAUUCAAUACUCGCAAGGCGUCACAAUGGCUAAAGAUGUCGGAGCUGUGAAGUAUCUUGAAUGCUCAGCGCUUACGCAGAAGGGACUGAAAACUGUAUUUGAUGAAGCCAUCAGGGCGGUUUUAAAUCCUCCCCCAAAGAAAGAGAAGCGGGGUGGUGGUAAAUGUAUAAUCGCGUGACAUGCGAUCGUACUUUAGUGAAUUUGACAGUAACACUGCCGCAGGUAGAAUUUCUUCUCGUCCUAUGUCCAUUGAAAUAUGUGGUAUCUCAUUUCACCGUCAAGUUUAAAAUUUACUGCAAGGAAACCAGGUUUACUAUAUAAUAAUCCGCAGAGAUUGCUAAACCAAACAGUGAUAUGUCGGAAAAAUC